Molecule: messenger RNA, 2487 nt
Organism: Cebus imitator (Panamanian white-faced capuchin)
Lineage: Eukaryota; Metazoa; Chordata; Mammalia; Primates; Cebidae
Gene: DTX3L
Product: deltex E3 ubiquitin ligase 3L
Exons: 5
Coding region: 109-2331 (740 amino acids)
Biological process (GO): protein ubiquitination; Notch signaling pathway
Source: RefSeq, a predicted model, not a curated record
AAGCGAAACUGAAACUUUGCGUCCAGUCGGCGGGGCGGGCGGCGCCUUUUCCUCAGUCGGGGCCCAGCUGCGUCCGGGAGCCCCCGCGCCCUCCCGACGUGCAGAGCCAUGGCCUUCAACCCGCGCCCGCCGUCCCCGCUCCUCGUGCGGGUGUCCGACUCCGGCGCCCGGGUACGAAGGAAGCUGGAGAGCUACUUCCAGAGCCAGCGGCAGUCGGGCGGCGGGGAGUGCAGCGUUCGGCCCCGGGAACACGCCGCCCCGGGCACCUUCCAGGUGGAGUUCAGUGAAAGGGCAGCUAAGGAGAGAGUGUUGAAAAAAGGAGCGCACCAAAUGCUUGUUGAUGACAAACCUAUGCCCAUUUUGCUGGUACCCACUGAAAACUCAAUAAAGAAGAACACAAGACCCCAAAUUUCUUCGCUGCCACAGUCACAAGCAGAAACACUGUCUGUUGAUACACAUCAAAAUGAUGGACAGAUUCCUAAUGCUGUGGAUUCCUGUCUCCAAAAGAUCUUUCUUACUGUAACAGCUGACCUGAACUGUAACCUGUUCUCCAAAGAGCAGAGGGCAUACAUAACCACACUGUGCCCUAAUGUCAAAAAAAUGGAAGGUCCUAAUGGAAUUGAGAAGGUGUAUGGUGACUUCCAAGACAUUGAAAAAAUACAUCAAUUUUUGAGUGAGCAAUUCCUGGAAAGUGAGCGGAAACAGGAAUUUUCCCCUUCAGCGACAGAGAGGAAGCCACUCAGUCAGCAGGACAGGGACAGCUGCAUUUCUCCUUCUGAACCAAAAACCAAGGCAGAAGAAAAAAGCAACUGUUUUGAAGUUCCCUUGCCUUACUUUGAAUACUUCAAAUUUAUCUGCCCUGAUAAAAUCAACUCAAUAAAGAUAAAAUUUGGUGUAAACAUUAAAAUCCAGGAGAGUUCUCCAAAUAUGGUCUGUUUAGAUUUCACCACAGAUCAAUCAGAUGACCUAGAAGCAGCUCGUGAGUCUUUUGCUAGUGAAUUUCAGAAGAAUACAGAACCUCUGAAGCAAGAAUGUGUCUCUUUACCAGACAGUAAGCAGGCAAAUCAAAUCAAACAGAAAUUGAAUCACCUGUUUACAAAGCUCCUUAUAAAGGAGAAAGGAAGAGAAUUAAUUCUCCUUGGGACCCAAGAUGACAUUUCAGCUGCCAAACAAAAAAUCUCUGAAGCUCUUGUCAAGGCACCUGUGAAACUAUUGACUGCCAGUUGGAUGACGAAAGGAAUUGAAGUUGAUAGUGCUCGCUAUAAGCUUUUAGAAGCUGAAUUACUACGGGAGGUAUCAGAGAUCGAAAAAAGGUAUGACACUUGCAUCAAGGUUUUUGAGAAAGGUCAGAAAACCUGCAUUCUGUUUGAACCCAAGGACAAGCAGGUAGAUCUAUCUGUGCAUGCUUAUGCAAGUUUCAUCGAUGCCUUUCAACAUGCCUCAUGUCAGCUGAUGAGAGAAGUUCUUUUACUGAAAUCUUUGGGCAAGGAGAGAAAGGACUUACAUCAGACCAAGUUUGCUGAUGACUUUAGAAAAAGACAUCCAAAUGUACACUUUGUGCUAAAUAAGGAGUCAAUGACUUUGAUUGGUUUGCCAAAUCACCUUGCAGAGGUGAAGCAGUAUAUUCUAAAAGGAGGAGGAACAGCUUCAUUGGCUGGAGAGAAAUUGAAUGAGGAUCCUGAAACACCGAUGGACAUUGAUAGUGAUGAUUCCAAAGCAGCUUCUCUGCCACUCAAGGGCUCUGUGAGUUCUGAGGCCUUAGAAGUGGACAAGAAGGAAAAGGACGUCUGUGUCAUCUGUAUGGACACCAUUAGUAACAAAAAAGUGCUACCAAAGUGCAAGCAUGAAUUCUGCACUCCUUGUAUCAACAAAGCCAUGGAAUAUAAGCCAGUCUGUCCCACAUGUCAGACUUCCUAUGGUGUUCAGAAAGGAAAUCAGCCAGAUGGAAGCAUGGUUGUCCAUGUUUCAAAAGAGUCACUUCCAGGUUAUGAUUCCUGCGGCACCAUUGAGAUUAAUUAUAACAUGAAAGGAGGCAAACAAACAAAGGAGCACCCAAACCCAGGAAAGACCUACCCUGGAGUACAUCGAAUUGCAUACUUGCCUGAUAAUGAGGAAGGAAGGAAGGUUUUGGAACUGCUUCGUAGGGCCUUUGAGCAAAAGCUGAUUUUUACAGUGGGGAACUCUCGAGUAUUAGGAAUCUCAGAUGUCAUCACUUGGAAUGAUAUUCACCACAAAACAUCCAAAUUUGGAGGACCAGAAAGUUACGGCUAUCCUGAUCCUUCUUACCUGAAACGUGUCCAAGAUGAGCUAAAAGCCAAAGGAAUUGAGUAAGAAAACUGGUGGAAGAUGUCUUAAAUCAGCCUUUCAAAAAAAAAAUAUUUUAGGAGGCUGACUUAAUGCCAAUCUAAAUCCUUACUCAGAAAAAACUUUGAAAUUUUUCAUUUCAAGAAAUGGUUUGUAUAAGAAUAAGAAUCUGCUAGUUUGUCA